AUGUCUCCCGGAGUGGUGCCGACCACAGAUGUAAUACAUAACACAAACGGGAAUACCGAUUCAAUAAUACCGGAUAUUGUUGAUGCGAUUAAGGCGUGCCCGGUAGAACACGAUUUGAAAGCGAAUUUGGAUAGUGAUGUUGGGUUGAAGAUUGUAAAAUUGGAGAAGAAGCAGCCGCGCAGGGUCAUUAGGCCAAAGGUGCUGAAGAACCACGAGUCGAGAGAGUAUCUUUAUGAUCGGCUGUAUGACUCAACAUGCCCGAGAGUGUCCACGUUAUGCAACGAAAAAACAUGCCUUGGCAGUUUGAUGGCAAUACCAGGUCGCGGAGACGUGCCGAGGGAGCCCGAAGAAGUCCUAAACGAUGCCAAGGAUUUCCUUGGACAGUACUUCGCUUCAAUACGAAGAGCGAACACUCCUGCGCAUGAGGCUCGUUGGAAAGCUGUGCAGGAAGAAGUUGCAAAAUCAGGAACAUACCAGUUAACCACCACUGAGCUGGUCUUUGGAGCUAAAUUGGCUUGGAGGAACGCUAGCCGAUGCAUUGGGAGGAUACAGUGGUCAAAGUUACAGGUUUUCGACUGCCGGCAAGUGACAACGACAAGUGGCAUGUUUGAAGCGCUGUGCAACCACAUUAAGUAUAGCACAAAUAAAGGAAAUAUUAGGUCAGCAAUAACACUAUUCCCUCAAAGGACAGAUGGAAAACACGAUUACAGAAUAUGGAACAGUCAGCUCAUCAGUUACGCAGGAUAUAGGCAGCCAGAUGGUACAGUUCUUGGCGACCCCAUGCACUGUGAAUUUACAGAGUUAUGUUUAAAACUUGGCUGGAAACCAACAAAGACAGCGUGGGACAUUCUGCCCCUGGUACUGUCUGCGAACGGGAAAGAUCCAGACUAUUUCGAGAUACCGAGAGAACUUGUUAUGGAGAUUCACAUGACGCAUCCUUUGUACGAUUGGUUCGAAGAACUCGAGCUGCGCUGGUACGCCUUGCCGGCUGUGUCGAGCAUGAGAUUCGAUUGUGGAGGCAUCGAGUUCACAGCCAACGCCUUCAACGGCUGGUACAUGAGCACUGAAAUUGGAUGCCGAAACUUCUGUGACACUAAUCGGCUGAAUAUGUUGGAGAAAGUGGCUGAAAAAAUGGGCUUGGACACAAGGACUCCAGUCAAUCUGUGGAAGGACAAAGCCUUGGUGGAGGUGAACGUGGCUGUUCUGCACAGCUUUCAGCAGCAAAACGCGACCAUUGUUGACCAUCAUACGGCGUCUGAGAGCUUCAUUAAACACUUGGAUAAUGAAAAUAGACUACGCUCUGGCUGUCCAGCUGAUUGGAUAUGGAUUGUGCCACCAAUGUCCUCUUCAAUCACUCCGGUGUUUCAUCAAGAGAUGGCGUUAUAUUAUUUGAGACCUUCUUAUGAAUACCAGGAGCCGGCAUGGAAAACGCAUCAAUGGCAGAAGUCAAAGCCGAUUACCGGGAAGCGGCCUAUCAAUAGAAAGUUCCACUUUAAGCAGAUCGCGCGCGCCGUCAAGUUCACCUCAAAACUGUUUGGUCGGGCGCUCUCUAAGAGGAUUAAGGCGACGGUCUUGUAUGCCACGGAGACUGGCAAGUCGGAGCAAUACGCGAAGGAGCUGGGAGUUAUAUUUGGACACGCGUUUAAUGCUCAGGUGCAUUGUAUGAUGGAUUAUGACAUCACAUGUAUUGAGCACGAAGCCCUAUUGUUAGUGGUUACUUCUACUUUUGGUAAUGGCGACCCCCCGGAGAAUGGUGUGGCAUUUGCCGAAAAUCUCUGUGAGCUUUUGUACGCUGAUCAGGUCGGUGAUGACAGUACUGGGACGUCGCAAAAUAUGUUAACACCGAAGUCAUUUAUUAAAGCGAACAGUCAAAUUGAGCUGCAGAGAUAUGCAGCCGCAAAUCCAAAGCAACUAAGUCGUCUGGAAUCUUUAAAAGGAAGUGCAACAGACGCUACAUCGAUCGAUAGUUUCGGCCCACUUAGCAAUGUGCGUUUUGCCGUAUUUGCAUUAGGAUCUAGCGCAUAUCCAAACUUCUGUAACUUUGGCAAAUAUGUGGAUAAGCUGCUGGGUGAUCUGGGUGGAGAGCGAAUUCACGAUGUGGCCAUGGGCGAUGAAAUGUGUGGCCAGGAUCAGGCCUUUAGGAAGUGGGCAUCUAGUGUCUUCAAUGUGGCGUGCGAAACAUUUUGUUUGGAUGACGAUGAAACAUUACAAGAAGCCAAGCGGGCUCUAGGCACUGUCACUUUAAGCGAAGAGACGGUUAGAUUUGCAUACCCAGCUGGGAAACCACCAACCUUGUUAAACGGCUUACAAUCGGCACUGAAUAGACAGCUUAUUACGUGCGCAGUUAGAGCUAAUAAAGACCUCGGAGAUUCCAGUGCAGAGCGGUCGACUAUAUUUAUUGAUAUGGAACCAAAGAGUGAAAUUAAAUAUGACCCCGGAGACCACGUCGGGAUAAUAGCUUGCAACCGAAAAGACCUGGUGGAUAACUUAUUAGCUAGGUUGAAAGAUAUUGGCGAAUUUGACACACCUGUCCAAUUACAACUUAUGAAAGAAACGCAUACAUCUAGUGGGCCAGUCAAGUCAUGGGAAUCGCACGAGAGGUUGCCAGCUGUAAGCGUCCGGGAUUUGUUUACAAGAUUUUUGGAUAUAACAACACCGCCAACGACGAUCCUCUUGCAGUAUUUAGCUAAAACGUGCGAGAAUGAGAACGAGAGGAAACAACUCAAUACAUUGGCUACGGAUCCAGCCAGUUAUGAAGAUUGGCGACACUACUACUUCCCAACGCUCUCUGAAGUUCUAGAUCAGUUUCCUUCGGCGAAGCCAAGAGCGUCGUUACUUGCAGCCUUACUAUCACCUUUGCAGCCUAGGUUUUACUCCAUCUCAUCAUCUCCCAUCGCUCAUCCGAAGAGACUACAUCUUACUGUUGCUGUUGUUACAUAUAGAACUCAAGAUGGUGAAGGUCCAGUACACUAUGGUGUUUGUUCCAAUUAUCUCAUGGAUCGUAAACCGGGAGAUGAGGUUUACCUCUUCAUACGAAGCGCUCCAAACUUCCAUUUACCGCAGGAUAUGUCGGUUCCUCUUAUAUUAAUAGGUCCUGGUACUGGGAUAGCACCUUUCAGAGGAUUUUGGCAUCAUCGCAGAGCCUUAUUGAACUCUCGUCCCCGUCCAAAUGCUGGACCCGUAUGGUUGUUCUUUGGUUGUAGAACUAGGACUAUGGACUUAUAUAGAGAGGAAAAAGAACAAGCACUUAAAGACGGAGUUCUUUCUAAAGUAUUUCUGGCUUUAUCGAGAGAAAAGAAUAUUCCAAAGAUGUACGUACAAGAGUUAGCGGAGAAGGAAGGAGCUGAAAUUCAUAAUUUGCUUAUAAAUUCUGGUGCACAUUUCUAUGUCUGCGGUGAUUGUAAAAUGGCUGAAGAUGUCCAUCAGAAACUAAAAGGAAUAAUCAAGAAACAUGGAAACAUGACCGAUGAACAAGCGCAGAACUUCAUGUACAUCUUGAAGGAGGAGAACAGGUAUCAUGAAGACAUAUUUGGAAUUACGCUCCGCACAGCAGAAGUACACAGUGCGUCCCGAGAGUCUGCGAGACGUAAUCGCGUCGCGGCACAACCAUGA
Messenger RNA from Leptosia nina, 3612 nucleotides. The record is from the annotation of a GenBank genome assembly. NCBI's taxonomy places the organism in Eukaryota, Metazoa, Arthropoda, Insecta, Lepidoptera, Pieridae.